AUGACUUGCCAAGCGUUUGCUUCAUCUGACACCUUUGUACCCUUGAAUUCUGACUCUUCUCCCUCUCUGCCUCUGAUAAUGCAUCACAGCGCCGCAGAGUGCCUGCCGGUUUCUAACCAUGCCACCAAUGUUGUGUCUACAGUCCCGUCUGUUUUGUCUUUGAUCCAAACUCCUAUAUGCUCCUGUGCCCGCUUUGCUCUGACGACUCUGGGAAACACUUUGGCAGGCCUUCAUUACUCUGUGCCUUCCUGUCAUUAUGGAAAUCAACCGUCUACCUAUGGGGUGAUGGCAGGCAUCAAGCCUGCAACUCCAGAGAUGUUAUCAGCAAGUCUCUCCCAGAGUCGCAUCUUACAGACAUGCAGCAUGCCACAUCCCAAUGUGGUAAAUGGUGUCAGCACCUUGCAAA
This is a messenger RNA of Pelecanus crispus (Dalmatian pelican), 406 nucleotides long. The record is from RefSeq and is a predicted model, not a curated record. Lineage: Eukaryota; Metazoa; Chordata; Aves; Pelecaniformes; Pelecanidae.